Messenger RNA from Cynoglossus semilaevis (tongue sole), 2286 nucleotides. Its product is annotated as coiled-coil domain-containing protein 149. The coding region runs from base 139 to 1845 and encodes 568 amino acids. The record is from RefSeq and is a predicted model, not a curated record. The transcript is spliced from 13 exons. NCBI's taxonomy places the organism in Eukaryota, Metazoa, Chordata, Actinopteri, Pleuronectiformes, Cynoglossidae.
AAAUGACGUCGCAGGAUAAACAAACGGCGAAGGGGAGGAGGAGGCGUUGCAGGAGGAAGCGGUAUCUCUGACAGUAUUCAGAGGAGACUUUAUCCUCACGUUAUUUUUUGUUUUUAAUUAUAAUAUUAUUUUAAUAGAAUGCAGUCUUCCAAAAGGAGUGAAAGUGACUGGCAGGGCCUGGUCAGCGAGUUCCUGGUGUGCAAGCGUAAACUGGAGAGUAAGAAAGAGGCUCUGCUCAUUCUGUCCAAAGAGCUGGAUACCUGUCAGCAGGAGAGAGACCAGUACAAGCUCAUGGCCAACCAGCUGAGAGAGCGCCACCAGGGUCUCAAGAAGAAGUACACAGAGCUCAUUGAUGGCGAUCCCUCAUUGCCACCUGAAAAACGCAAUCAAGUGAACUUGGCUCAGCUUUUGAGAGACUCGAGGGAACAAGCUAAACAGCUCGCUGAGGAGGUGAAGGAGCUGACGCAAAGGCUAACAGAGGCCCAAGGGGACAACAAGCUUCUGAGAAUGACCAUUACCAGACAACGGCUGGGGGACGAGGAAGUGGGGGCACGCCACUUUCCUGCUCAUGAACGUGAGGAUCUGGUUCUCCAGUUAGAGAGGGCAGGACUACAGAUGGAAGAGAUGGAGCACAACAUUAAGGCUGUGACAGACGAGCUGCAGGACGUGAAGGCAGAGCGCAAUGUGUUCCGGGAGAAGGCUGAUCGACUCAAUGUGGAGCUUAACCACAUCUUGGGCAACAACGAGGCACGCAUUAUUGAUGUGGACGCCCUCUGCAUGGAAAACAAGUAUUUGCAUGAACGUUUUGGUCAACUGCAAGAGGAAGUGAAUCUGCUAAAAUCUAACAUCAUGAAAUACAAGACUGCUCUUGAGAGGCGGAAAGACUCCAGCACAUUUGGGAAAUCAAAGCACAGUCCCCUGACUGGAGUCCUCUCAGCCAAGCAAGUGCAGGAGAUGCUUCUGGAAGAGCAGGGUUGCAGUCUGCCAGCCACUCCUCAGUCCAUCCAUGACCUCAAGUCUCUGGCCACUGCUCUGCUGGAGACCAUCCAUGAGAAGAAUUUGGUCAUUCAGCACCAGAGGCACACAAACAGGAUCCUUGGAAACCGAGUUGCUGACUUAGAGAGAAAGCUGAAGACCCUGGAGGUUUCAGGACUCUGGAGCCUUCCAGGCUUGACCUACCGUUUAUCUGUGGGAAUUGGGAGGACACGAAACAGCAUCACGCUGAAUGAAAACCUUCAACCGGAGCUUCGUCCAACACCGGCCACAUCGCAGCCAAUCAUGCAGCCCAUGGUACAGCCACCCAGGGACAGCAGAGGUCCAGAUGAAUUACUGUGGGAAUGCCACACCCCUGGCAGCGACCUUGGCACAGAUGGCGUCAGUGGGGAAGCCACACCUGCACUGCUCAACAGUGUGGAGACACUGGCAGGGUUGGAGAGGAAUGAAGUGGACAGGAGUGGCAGGGAGAGAGUGACCCUGAUGGUGGAUGAAGCCGGCAAAGAAGAGUUGGACCAGCAGCGCAGUCCGGUGGAGGAGGCGGGGCAAGAAGUGGAAGGAAUUGAAGAUGAAGAACUAUGCUCCACAGUAGAGGAAGGAGAAGAGGCGGCCUUAGCGCUGGAUGUUCAGCCUAACGAAUUAGAGCUUCCUUGGACCCUGAACGUUCGAAGCCUUUGUGGUCGAACAGAGGCAGGACAUAAGCGCAGUGUAACUCAGGACACUGAGUCUCAUGAACAGCCAUCAACACCAACUCCAGAGCAUCAGGCCUCAGAGGCAUCGAGCACUGUAGAGUGUGCUAUCCUCUGGCCCUCUGCACAGAGUGACUCCUGUCAAAGCAACAACUUGGCGUGAGACACUUAAAGUUAAUCCAACCUUUUGUCCGUUUCAUCCUCAUGGAUAAUUGUAUUAAUCAUCCCUCAGUGUUCCAGCAGCCUCUGCUCAGCAGCUCCCAGUUCCACCUGGCGGCCUUGUUCUAGUCAAUAACGCAGAGAGAACACUUCAACUUCCCAGCCUCUGUCUACAGUGCCAGAGGUGCGUGAGUAUCGAGACAGGCUUGUUGCUACGCAGGAAGGGAAAAUCAUGAAAUCAAUUGAGUUUAAAUCUUUUUGCCCUACAGGCUGAAACGAAGCCAAAACAAUAACAAAUAUGGCCGCAUAAACUCUUUCCAACUCUAAUCUCUUCUUUUCAGCUGCGGUUGAAUAAUCACAAUUCUUUUCUUACUUCUGGCAUUUCAUUACUACUCACAUAUUGGAGUUUACAAUGUAAAAUAUAAAUAAUCUAAUGACUGCUCAA